Messenger RNA from Xyrauchen texanus (razorback sucker), 1455 nucleotides. Its product is annotated as nuclear factor NF-kappa-B p105 subunit-like. The transcript has 12 exons. Gene Ontology annotation, molecular function: protein binding. Lineage: Eukaryota; Metazoa; Chordata; Actinopteri; Cypriniformes; Catostomidae. The record is from RefSeq and is a predicted model, not a curated record. Bases 1 to 1455 code for a protein of 484 amino acids.
AUGAUGAUCCAGCAGCAGGUGGCGUGGUGCGAAUCUGUGCCCCGCCUGAAAUUGUUGAUGGGUGGGAAGCUGGUGAGAACACAGAUCCCACGGAAGCCACAGAAUGAAAGUGACGUUGAUGUGUUUGCAGGGUGUGUAUUUGAACCCUAUUUGGCAGUACUAGCAGAGAGACUGGCUCAUGCUCUCUUUCAAUACGCAUUAAGUGGUGAUGCCAGAAUGCUUCUGGCUCCACAGCGCCCCCUCAUGACCACUCAGGAUGAGAACGGAGACACGGGUUUGCAUCUGGGAGUAAUCCACAGCCAGACAGAUGCAGUGAGAAAAUUAGCACAAGUCAUCGCUGCUCUCCCCGGAGAGGAUGCUCUGAACAUGAGGAAUGAUCUCUACCAGACUCCUUUACACCUAGCGGUAGUCACACAGCAGAAAGAGGCAGUGGAGGCGCUGUUAGAGGCCGAAGUGGACAUCACCCUCACAGAUCGCCAUGGAAACUCGGCACUUCACCUGGCCGCUCUGCAUAAAGAGGGCAGUGUGCUGCGAUUGCUGCUAAAGCACAAAAAAUUUACGCAGUUAGCUAGUGUCCAUAACACAGCAGGUCUCUGUCCGCUCCACAUGGCUGUGCAGGUGAACAGUUUGAGUUGUGUGCGGGUCCUGCUGGAGAGUGGGACAGAUGUUGAGGUUCAGGAGCUCACAUGUGGCCGCACCGCACUUCAUCUGGCCACAGAGCAGGACAACCUUUCCCUCGCUGGCUGCCUCCUGCUUGAGGGUGACGCAAAUGUAGACAGUGUCACCUAUAAUGGUUCAACACCUCUGCACAUUGCUGCAGGACGGGGCUAUACAAAACUGUGCGCGCUCCUCAUCGCAGCAGGAGCAGAUCCUCAUAAAGAGAACUUUGAACCACUGUUCUUCAAAGAUGAUGAGUGGUGUGCUUCAUGUGAGGAUGAGGAGGAGGAUGAAGGUUAUAUUCCAGGGACGACGCCGAUGAACAUGGCCACCUGCCCAGAGGUUUAUGAUAUUCUUAAUGGACAAGAGUAUCAACCCACCUCUGUUGUAGUUCCACCACAAGGUGACAUGAAGAGCUUGAGCUCUGAGAUGAAGCAGGAUCUCUGUCAGGCUCUGGAGGAGCAAAGAGGAGGCUGGGAGAGUCUGGCUUAUGCUCUGGGGCUCGGCAUUCUGACCAGUGCUUUCAAAGUCAGCUCCUGCCCUGCUGGAAAGCUGCUGGACAGCUACGAGGUUUCUGGAGGAACGGUGCUUGAUCUGGUGGAGGGACUGAAACAUGUUGGGAACAGCAGUGCUGUCAGUUUAUUACAGGCUUUGUAUAAAGAGACUGAAGCCAUCCACACCACAACUCAGCUCACAGUUCCAGGGCUGUGUGAGACCAUUCAUGGUUUGACGUUGGGCCCCCAUCAUGAGGAGAGUGGGGUUUGCGACAGUGGGGUGGGGGUGGAGACCUCUUUCUAA